Messenger RNA from Loxodonta africana (African savanna elephant), 10576 nucleotides. RefSeq names its product potassium voltage-gated channel modifier subfamily S member 3 (gene KCNS3). The record is from RefSeq and is a predicted model, not a curated record. The transcript is spliced from 4 exons. Gene Ontology annotation, biological process: protein homooligomerization; potassium ion transmembrane transport. The coding region runs from base 7660 to 9225 and encodes 521 amino acids. Lineage: Eukaryota; Metazoa; Chordata; Mammalia; Proboscidea; Elephantidae. Gene Ontology annotation, molecular function: protein binding; voltage-gated potassium channel activity. Gene Ontology annotation, cellular component: membrane; voltage-gated potassium channel complex.
AUACACCCCGUUCCCUGCCCAAAUAUUGACCAAGGCUGCUUGUGACCUUUCAUUUUCCAAGUAGGAAUAACUAUAAUUAUUUUAUAAUACCUACUGAUUUACAGAAAACCCUGGUGGCAUAGUGGUUAAGUGAUACAGCUGCUAAUCAAAAGGUCAGCAGUUCAAAUCCACCAGCCCCUCCUUGGAAACUCUAUGGGGGCAAUUCUACUCUGUCCUUUAGGGUCGCUGUGGGUCGGAAUCGGCUCAACGGCAAUAGGUUUUUUUUUGGUACCCAUUUACAGAAAUUCACACAGUGCCAAGAGGUAUAGAAUAGAAAGCAAAAUCACCCGUGGUUCCAUCAUCCAGAAUGAAUGCAUUUAAUAUUUUGGUAGAUGUUCUUAUGUUUUUUUUUCCUACUUUGUAAAGUCAGACGUAUUUUACAAAGAUUUUUGCCAUAUAUUGUAUGAUAUGCACACAUGUAUUUUACUUAGCAUAUUGCGAAUAUCUUUUCAUGGAUAUAGAGACAGUAGAACAUGGUGGUUAAGAGAACGGGCUAUAGAACGUUAUUGUUUGCAUUCAGACCAUGGAGUUAUCAAUCGUUGUUGACCCUGGAGAGUUAGUUAACUUCUCUGUUCCCCAGCUUCUCCAUCUGUAAAAUGAAUGAAAUAAAAAAUACGACUUAUGUGAGUGUUGUGAGGGUUAAAUGGAUUCAGACACGUAAACCCUUAUUGUGGGCCUGGACUCAGUGCACAGAAGUUGCCGUUGUUAUUAUUUCAGCUUUUUUAAGGGCUGCAUGGUAUUCCAUCACAAGACUACCCCCUAAUCUACUUAGCCAUUUCCCUAUUUGAUGGCCAUUUAGGUUGCCUUUGACUUUUCUCUCUUAUGAGUAAAUAGUGAUGUAGUGAGCAUCGUUAUACAUAUGUCCGUGCACACUUGUCUGAUUUAUUUCCUCAGGGUACAUUUUGAAAUGUGAAACUGGGGGAUUUUUGUGAUACACAUUGCUAGAAUGUCCUCCAGAAAGGCUUUCUUUAGCUGGUCUACACUACUAUCAUCAUUGCAUGAUACAGUUUUCCUCCUACACCCUCCAAAGCUGCCUGCUUUCAGUUCUCUAUCAGUGUGCUAGUGUGGACGUUGGCUACCCUCAACCCUUUAAAACAUGGAAACAGAUGAGACUGAGUGCAGAGUCUGAGCCUAGAGGUGUGCUAAUUUGCCUUACUGUUUCUCCUGUUUCCUGGCUGCAGACCCAGCUCCUGUGUUCAGCCAGCCAUGCUUCAGAGGGACUGCUACAGGGUGGAUGGAGCCGGGACGCUCCUUUCAGGGGCCAGUGGAAUGGUAGCAGGCAUGUGAGCCACUCCUGGUGGCCUCAGAGCCCUGUCAACAUGCAGGGAGUACCAUACUGGGAUCAGACGCUGUGGGGUUUGCUUGCUGUUAUCAGCUGCACACCCUUCCACAGAGCAGCUCCUGGUUGGGGCCAUCUUUGCUUUCCUUUCUCCAGACUUUCUUUGUGAGUGACUCAGCAGCGUCCCCACCGCCUGCCCUCUGUUCCCCAGGGGAGGUUGUCUAGGAACGCAGAACCCGAGGAGAGGAAGGCGGUACUUAGUUACCCACGCAUCAAGCCUUUGGGAUUUCUGGAGGUGGUACUGCAUUCACUUAUUCUGAAUGGACAAGGGAAAUAUCAUUUACGUUAACCUUCAGAUGUAAUUUAGAGGCUUUGCUUUAGAAAGCAUUUACUGGUUUUCUCUGUGAAGAGCAGUAUUUCUACAAAUUAUUUUUAAUCCCUGAAUAUAUUAGACUCUAAAGAAGUUUCCAUUUUCUUCUUGGGUCUGACCAAAAUGAAGCAAACAAACAAAGAUCAUUGUGAAUUCAAGAUUUCUCAUAUUACUUUAAGGCACUUCUUGAAAUGUGAUAAUUUGGAAAAAGUAAGUAGCUCAGAAUAUUCUUAGUAAACCAUUGUCUGAGUCAACUAUAAGGUGUAUUUUUCUGAUUGUUGUGGGUUGUAGAAGUUAAAUAUAAGUGUAAUUAUUCUAGCACAUUCCAUCUAAUUAUGAUGGUUUGAUUAUGAUAUUUUAAUUUUAGUUAGGCAAAACAUUGGAUUACAGUUCUUGUUAGUUAAGCAAGGAAGAGGUAGAGCUGAAUUUCACCUUUCGUUACUACUCCUGUUAUUUCAUUACUUUCAUGUUCUAUUGAAAGUUAACCUGUGGGUGAUGAAUAGUGGCAAGACUAUAAAACUGACACGUAUUUGCGUUUUUCUUGGGACAGCAACAGGUUUCCACAAGACUGGCACUUUGGCUCAGGGCGGGUCUGUUCAGCAGAAGCACUACUACCUGCAAAAUGCUGUGUUAUUGUGUUGUUGGGUGAUUUUUGACUCAUAGUGACCCCAUGUGACAGAGUAGAACUGCCCCAUAGGGCUUCCUAGGCUGUAAUCUUUACAGAAGCAGAUUGCCAGAUCUUUUCUUCCGUGGAGCAGCUGGGUGGAUUCAAACCACCAACGUUCUGGUUAGGAGCCAACGCUUAACCCUCAUGCCAUCAGGGCUCCCUGCAGAACGCUGUAGCAGGCCAUCUAUCUGAAACUAUACUAGUGCGUGUGCGUAGCAUAUCUUCUGGCACCGAAAAUGUUAGAAAAUGUAAGACAGAAUGGCUUGGCGAAAAUUACUAACCUUUACUCUAGACUCCGAUUGCAUGGGGUAAGCCUUGAAUUUCAACAGAAGGUUAAACCUGCUUUUAUCUUUCUUCAUUUUUUAUGUUUUGCUUGCCUGACUCCAGAAAUACCAUGACUGAACUCUAAAAGAACAAGUGUUUGGGAAUGUCCCCAGCCCUUCGCAGUAUAUAAAUUAUCAGUAUGAUCCGUUGUUCUGAGCUUUCUGACUGCAUUUGGCCUUCCACGUCCCAAACAGUUGUCUGAGGUUCUUUACUCCUAGAGCAGUGGUUCUCAAGUGGGGCUGAUUUUCCUCCUCAGGGACACCUGGCAAUAUCUAGAGACAUUUUUAGUUGUUGGGUAGGGGUGUUGUCACUGGCAUCUAGUGGGUAGAGGCCAGGGAUACUGCUAAAUAUCCUACAAUGCACAGGGCAGCCCCCCACAAGAAGGAAUUAUCUGGCUCUGAAAGUCAAUAUUGCCCAGGCUGAGAAACCCUGCUGUAGAAGAUUGAAAGGUCAGGAUGUCUUCAGGGAAGCUGACUAACUGCCAGAAAGGUGCUCAAAGGUGCCCUUUACCUGGUAACCUUAUCCUCAGUUCAGGAUCUGGGUCUCUUGCAACUUUAGAAACAUACUUUUAGGUGUUCCACAGCUGAUCACAUUCUAGGAGGUUGACUCCCAUUGAAAGUCACAGGAAACUGAGUAAAUAAACCUCUUCCCUCCUUAUUAGGCUUCACUAAUAAAUAGAGCUAGCAGACAGAGUGGACACUUAUGGUGGCCUGCAUAGCUCAUAUGCCUCCUGUUGACAAGGUAUGUGGGAGCCCAAAUCCUCAGGAGGUGACUUGGCGAGCCUGCAAGCAGAAAAAGGGAAGUUUUUGGGUAUUUAAUGAUGGGAAGGAGUCCCUGGGUAGUGCAAAUAGGUAACACCUUUGGCUGCUAAUGGAAAGGUGGCAAAUUCCAGUCCACCCAGAGGAAGAGCCUGGUGAUCUGCUUCCAAAAAAAUCAGCCACUGGAAACCAUAUGGAGCAUAGUUCUACUCUGACACACAUGGGAUCAGCAUGAGUGGGAUCGACUCCACGGCAGCUGGUAGUAACGAUGGGAAACUCUGAGGUCUUCACAUUUAAAACUCCACUCCAGGCAUGUACCAUCAUCAUGACUGGAGAUGCUGGGCUUUCAGGCAAGGCUGUUCUCCCUUAGGCAGUGCCGAGAUGGGUCUUUUCUUCUCUGCCUCCAUUGCUGACAAACUGCCUUUCGUCAUCCAUCCUGAUUCUGUUAAUUAAAACGCUCUUUAGUUUUGUUUGACUUGGGGAAGGGGGUUUUGUUCGACCAAAUGUGUCGAGCACCACUCUAACAUGGAUGUUAGGCUCUGGGAUAUUCUGAAUAAUAUUAAGACACUGUUCCCAACUGGAGCUUUCUCAGUCUUGAGGAUGGCUCUGACAUACCAACAUUUCAAGAGUGUGGACAGGACAGUAAUAGUAUACACAGGAUGGUAUGCGAUACAGAGGACACAGACCUGUGCUGCAAUGUCACAGUGAGCGUCUUUGAUCUACUAAGCACUGAUUUUAUAGUUUAAUUUUUGGAAGGCAGCCUCGUUCCUGCAAUUCUGAGUUUACUGUCAGCUAUCCAUUUGCUUUUCCCAGCAGUCUGUUCCAAGAUUAGAUGUUAGGUUUCUGGAUGAUGAAAUAGUCCAGUAUGCCACUUAAUCUUUAUCUUUGCCCUUUCAAUAACAGAGGCAGUUGUUUUGUACAUCUUUGAAUGCUGUAGUCAACCCUCCAGGAAAUUAAGCCAGGCUGGAGGGAAGUAGAAGGAUGAUGCAAUGUGAAGAGAGGAAUUCUGCAGCGGGUAGCGAUACUCGAGUGAGCUUGAUGGGUUUUGCUAGGAUCCUGCUGAAUCACUCAGCAAAGGCAGAAACUGUUCAACUGCUAAAUCGCAUACAGUAUUUCCUUGUUUGAACAGAUAACGCUGACAUGAAGGGUAGGAACCUAUAGAAAUAGAAACAUUUGGUGGCGUUGUCAAGCAGUAAGGAGCGAAUCUUUUGGCUGUACACAUUUUUCUUCCUCCUCCUGUUUUUGGGUGAUGUUUUGCCUACCUUUCCCAAUCCUUUCUUGACCUUCCCCAAGUAAGAGUGGAUCUUGGUUUUCCACACUAGCUGAAAUCAGGCAUACCUGAGUUUGAAUUCUCACUCUGACACUUGUUGGGUGUGGGACUUGGGACGAAUAGCAUCUCUGAGUAGAGGGUGAAUUUUCACCCCAGAUGAUAAGGAGCCCUGGUAGUACAGUGGCUAAAUCACCUGGCUGCUAACCGAAAGGUCAGUGGUUUGACCCACCAGAGGCUCCGCGGGAGAAAGAUGUGCCAGUCUGCUUCCAUAAAGAUUCAGAGAAAAAACCAAACCCACUGCCGUUGAGUCGAUCCCGACUCAUAGUGACUCCAUAGUACAGAGUAGAACUGCCCCAUAGAGUUUCCAAGGAGCGCCUGGGGGGUUUGAACUGCCAACUGUUUGGUUAGCAGCUGUAGCUCUUAACCACUAUGUCACCAGGGUCCCUCCAUAAAGAUUACAGCCUUGGAAAUCCUAUGGGGCAGUUCUAUUCUGUACUGUAGCGUCGCUAUGAGUUGGUAUUGACGUGACAGCAAUGGGUUUGGUUUUUUUUUUGGAGUAGAGAUGAUAAAGAGGAAGGAUUCGGAGGUAAAAUGUAGCUCCACCCAGACUGAACUCCAGAGAUGGAACUCUUGGCACUUACACUAGUGGAGGAUAGAGGUGACGUGUUUAAAACUCUUAGGACGUUACCUGGCGUGUAGUAGAGACUCCACACAUACUAGUAAUUUAGGUUGUGGGGUCACACAUAGAAUGUACAUAUCCUGUGAGGAGUAUGAACUGACAUAAAUUCACAUUGACGGGUAUUGGCUGGUAUUACAUCUUUUGCAUAAAUCCAGUGUUUUGGAUAGGAGUCACAGUGGUGGUGAAUGGGGUAAGGUGUAGGAAUUCUGAAUUUUGGGGAGGAGAAGAGAGAAAGGGAUAGCCUGGAAAGUUAUGUAUUCAGCAAACAUUGGCUGAGCUCGCUAGGUGCCAGUUUCUGUUUUUUUUUUUUUUUUUCAAAAAAGGAGGUACUCUUGGUUAACUUCAUAGUCUGUCCCUGGGCUAGUCCUGUCCUUUGUGUGAUGAGCUUGUACAAGGGUACUGCUAGGAAGCAUGUGGGGUUUCUUAGAAGUGCUGAAUAGCUUAAAUGGUUUGUUAUUUUUACUUUAGUAAUUAAUAUAGUGAUAUCAAAGCUGUUUGCAGCCAGAUUGCUUUUACUGCCCCUCAACAUAUGCUACAUUGAAAAGGCAUCUGAUAGGGAAAGGAUACUACAUGUGUGUGCUAUUUGACGCAGUGGUUAAGAGCCCAGCUGCUAACCAGAGGUCAGCAGUUUGAAUCCACCAGCCAUUCCUUGGAAACCCUAUGGGCAGUUCUACUCUGUCCUGUAGGGUCCUUAUGAGUCAGAAUCGACUCAACAGUGACCAGUUUUUAUUCUUUUAAAAAGGCGUGGCAGCACUGCUGCGUUUCAUUGGAACACAGAUAUCUGAGGCUGAUCUAAUGAUGUGCUACUGGGAGGCCACAGAGGAGGAGGAUCUUAGCCUCUGAAUUGAUUUUAUUUAUCCCUGUUGGGGUUUUCUCCCUCCUCUGCCGAGAGUUCCAUCUCAAAAGUUCAGUUUGGUUGGUGCUUUGUUUUACCUCUGGCUCCCUCCUCUUUGUCAUCUCUACCAGGGGUGGACAUUCAUGCUCUGCAGAGCCCACAUGUGCUUCAAAAAUUGCUCUGCUUAUUAUUGGGACCAGCUCAGAAAUUGUGUUUCUGCUUCUCUUCCUCUCCAUUGCUCACUUGAUGUUGUUAGAACACCAUCACUUCAUUAUUGUUUGUCUUUGGAGUCUGACAGCUCCUGGGGCCAGCUGGUACAGCUGGUUUGUAAUCCCAGCGCCUAACUCGAUGCCCGGUUCUGAUGAAUGCUUGUUUAAUGACUGACAUCACCAGAGGCAUGCUUUUCAAGUCUUGUACUUCCUUUCUGAAGCUCUGAAUUAGUCUUCCCUUCUUCCCCUUUUUUCCCCAUCUCUUGGACCUUGAUGCUGAUUGGAAAACAUGAAAAUCGAUAGAUGGAUGCUUAGAUGCCAGUGCAAACCUAUGGGAAUGUAUCAGCAUGAGGCAAGGCUUACCUGAUUGGGAAUUGGAAAUGUUUUUGCUUCCUUUAAUUGAUUCAGAGAGAGUAACAGAAAUUUAUUUGUCUUGCUACAAACCUAAAACAUACCUGCACACACACAUACAUGCCGCGCAUGCACUCAUCAGAGGACUCUGUGCUAGCGUGUUUAGCCAUUUUUAAUCUAUAAAAUUUAACAGUAGGCAAAUAAAACAAAAUUGAAUUUGGCCAGCCUUUGAAACUUAUUGAUUUCAAAUUAGAGCAGGAGUGUUAAUUCUGUUAAGGCAGUUACACACAGAGCUUGGUCUCUGAAAUAGAUUCAGAUGCAUCGAUUUAGAAGUUUGUAGGUAUAUCCUUGAUGAGUUAACUGGGAAAAUAAUAGUCCUAUGAGAAACUGUGUGGGAGCUGAGUGACUGAUGCCCUAAUUCUAGUGUCUAGGUUUAUCUUUAGAGUCCCUGGAGGUUGCGAACAGUCAACACACUCCACUGCUAACCGAAAGGUUGAGGUUCAAGUCCAUCCAGCGGUGCCUCAGAAGAAAGGCCUGGAGAUCUACUUCUGAAAACCCUGUGGAACACAGUUCUACUCUGGUGCACGUAGGGUCACCAUGAUUUGGAAUCGACUCGACAGCAACCGCUGGACGUGAUUUCCCAUAGAUUGCUUUGGCCUGGACAACCAGAGAACAAGAUUAUUCUCUUCUGUGUGGGACGCUAAAUCCCUAUGUGCGCCACAAAUUCCAGUGAGAGAAGAAGGGUGGAGCUUCUUGGGUGACCAUGGAAAUCCCACUGGGCAGGAUGAGGGCAGAGUGUGUGACAUCGCCACCACAAAGGUGCAGAGUGAUCUUCUUCGUUUCCCUUCCAAGCCAGCACUCCUCCUCCUGUAUCCACCAUGGUGUAUGGUGAGUUUUUCCAUCGCCCUGGACAAGGCGAGGAACUUGUCAACUUGAACGUGGGGGGCUUUAAGCAGUCUGUCGACCAAAGCACCCUCCUGCGGUUUCCUCACACCAGACUCGGGAAGUUGCUCACCUGCCACUCUGAAGAGGCUAUUCUGGAGCUGUGUGAUGAUUACAGUGUGGCGGAUAAAGAGUACUAUUUUGAUAGGAACCCCUCUUUGUUCAGAUAUGUUUUGAAUUUUUACUACACAGGGAAGCUGCACAUCAUGGAGGAGCUGUGUGUGUUCUCGUUCUGCCAGGAGAUCGAGUACUGGGGUAUCAACGAGCUAUUCCUUGACUCCUGCUGUAGUAAUCGCUAUCAGGAGCGUAAGGAGGAAAAACAUGAGAAGGACUGGGAUCAGAAAAGCAAUGACGUGAGCACUGAUUCCUCAUUUGAAGAGUCAUCUCUCUUUGAGAAAGAGCUGGAGAAAUUUGACAAACUGCGAUUUGGGCAGCUCCGGAAGAAAAUCUGGAUUCGAAUGGAAAACCCGGCAUACUGCUUGUCCGCCAAGCUUUUUGCCAUCUCGUCCUUGAGUGUGGUGCUGGCCUCCAUCGUGGCGAUGUGUGUCCACAGCAUGUCGGAGUUUCAGAAUGAGGAUGGAGAGGUGGAUGACCCUGUGCUGGAAGGUGUGGAGAUUGCAUGCAUUGCUUGGUUUACCGGGGAGCUGGCCAUCCGGCUGGUUGCUGCACCCUGUCAAAAGAAAUUCUGGAAGAACCCUCUAAACAUAAUUGACUUUGUGUCCAUUAUUCCCUUCUAUGCCACGUUGGCUGUAGACACCAAGGAAGAAGAGAGUGAGGACUUUGAAAACAUGGGCAAGGUGGUCCAGAUCCUGAGGCUGAUGAGGAUUUUCCGAAUUCUGAAGCUUGCUCGGCACUCGGUAGGGCUUCGUUCUCUAGGUGCCACCUUGAGACACAGCUACCAUGAAGUUGGGCUGCUGCUUCUCUUCCUGUCUGUGGGCAUUUCCAUCUUUUCUGUGCUUAUCUACUCUGUGGAGAAAGAUGAGUCCAUGUCAAGCCUCACCAGCAUCCCCGUCUGUUGGUGGUGGGCCACCAUCAGUAUGACGACCGUGGGCUAUGGAGAUACCCACCCAGUCACCUUGGCUGGGAAGCUUAUUGCCAGCACGUGCAUCAUCUGUGGUAUCUUGGUGGUGGCUCUUCCUAUCACCAUCAUCUUCAACAAGUUUUCCAAGUACUACCAGAAGCAAAAGGACAUUGAUGUGGACCAGUGCAGUGAGGACCCACCAGAGAAAUGUCAUGAGCUACCUUACUUUAACAUUAGGGAUAUUUACGCACAGCGGGUGCACGCCUUCAUUACCAGUCUGUCUUCUGUUGGAAUUGUGUUCCUCGGAUUUGUUUUAUCAUCUUCAGCAGAAGUUCUUUAUGGGGUUUGGAAGGCCACUGAAAGCACCCAAGGACCAUAUCCAACAUGGCUGAUUCCUUCCCUCCCAGCCCUUCUCUGCGGAGAUUGCUUCAACUUCCUCUUGUUUCACUUCAACAUUUCCUGGGUGUUUACUACAGUAUAGGCUCAGGGCAGGGACUGGAAGUACAAAGAUAAAUGAGACACAGUCCUUGCACUCAGGGAGCCUCCAAGCCAACUGGAAGCAGAGAAGUCAACUGAUAAUCACUACACAGAGUGAGGAAGGCUAUCACAGGGACGAGCACAAGACAUUGCUAUGAGAGUCCACAGGAGAGGUACCUGGCUCUGUGUCUGUGUGUGUAUUUGUCAGGGAAAACUUCUUGGAGGAGGUGACACCUGAGUUGGGUAUCAGUCCCUGAGAUCCUGGCGAGUUCAUUUCAGAUUUAGGGAUAAAACCACUGGGAAUGGAUAGGUGGAAUCUGUUGCCUUCAUCACCUCCCAGCUCUGUGGAGUGCCAGUCUCCACCUCUAUGAAUUCUUUUCUCUCCCCUUUGCUAAUUUCCCUUCUUUAGUUAGAAGUUCUGCCUUUAGAUGUGUUGAUCUUUUUUUUCCCCCUGUGCUGGAGGUUUAGAUACGCUGAUACAGGUAGACUUCGUGACUUUUCUUGCUUUUCCUGUUUUUUCACAGAAAUAUUUAGUCUCCCAGUUGCUUUUAUACACACCGGGGCUCAUUCCCAUGUGUUGAACUCAAAUGUGGAAGGACAUUUGCUCUUGUCUCCAAUGAGAGGGUCACGGUGAGGCCUUGUCUUGGGGCUUCUGUGCUAGUCUGUCUUCUAGAGGUUUGUUAAUACCAUGGAGAAGCUUUUUCUAAUGUUUAAAAUUAGAAGGGGGUUAUUUGCACCAUAGGAGAUUGCCACUAGUCUGUCAUUUUGACACAGUUUCACAUGGUUCAACUUAAAGAUAAGAGUUUGCCUCAGGUUUACAAAAAGGUGUUCCUCAAGUUCAUCACUAGUCCUAUGUAUAUUUCUGGCUUAAAGAAUGGCCAUCAGGAAGCCUGGGGUCUUAGUAUUAGCACCACGGCUAACUAGUUGUAUAACCCGGAGGCCAGAUUGCUCACUUCUCUGAGCUUCUUUUCUCACAUUGAAGGAGAGUGUAAUGAUUCCUGGUGUCUUUUCUAUCUCUGACACUUACGUAGUCUACUUUGUUCCUGUAAAUUAGUUAUUUCACCUCUAAUUUUGUGUGCAUUAGGAAUUUGCAAAAUGAUUUUAACCUGCCAUCUACCUUUUCUUAUACAUCUUUUUAUCAGUAGAGUCCUAACCAAUGAGAUUUCAUUUCUUGUCGAUGAGGGCGUGGGGAGUCAGCUAACUGAAAUCUUAGGUUAUUAGAAAAACAUUUACAAAGUAUCGCUCAUUUCCCUUCAUCCUGUGGCCAGGAGCGAAAGUUCCUCGAAUGCUGGGGGUGAUGCCGGGUGAAAGGCCUCUGAACAUCAAUAGAGAUGCGAUUUCACUUUGAUUUAAAA